CCCCCCCAAUUCUGUCGUAGGGAAUUAUUCUCGUCUACGACAUCACGGAUGAGAAAUCCUUCGAGAACAUUCAAAAUUGGAUGAAGAGCAUCAAAGAGAAUGCCUCAGCCGGCGUGGAGCGCCUCCUGCUAGGGAACAAGUGUGAUAUGGAGAUGAAGCGCAAAGUCUCCCGGGACCAAGCCGAGAAGCUGUGCAGGGAACACGGGAUCAAGUUCUUUGAGACCAGCGCCAAGUCCAGCUUGAACGUGGAGGAGGCGUUCAAUACUUUGGCUCGCGACAUUCUUCUCAAAUCGGUCAAGAAAUCGGCUCAGCUCCCCAAGAGGCCUCCGGAACUGAAAGCCACACCCAAAACCAGCUCCAAGUGCUCCUUGCUGUAACCGCCAGCCAGCCCGUUCGGAAACAUCCCUAUCCCGGGCCCCGUUUGGCUUGGGUGGGGCUGUUUCUCCCCUCUGCCACCCCGAGACUCCCAGUCGUUUCGGGCUGGAUCCUGGAAGGACUUGGACACCAUUUCCCUGACUUCUUCAUCAUCGUCGUGGUUUUCCAUUUGGGGACUCUGCCUUUUAAUCUGUGCAGGAUAAAUAAUAACAGAUAAUCCGAGUUGGAAGGGACCUUAUAGGUCAUCUAGUCCAACCCCCCGCCCAAGCGGGAGACCCUACACCAGGAAGAGGGAAGGAGAGUUUGGGGAGGGAGGGAGGGAGGGAGUCCCAGAGCUGAAGAGGGAGAGGUUGAAAAAUUGGGGAGGGGGUAUUAAUAACGGGGGGUGUCGGCUUCCCCUCCCCAAAUCCCUGCAUUCGCCAGACAUUUCGGCCAGCCGAUGUUUGUCAAAGUUUGCAACUUUAAAAUAGGCGAACUUCCAACUCCCAGCCUUGCUAGCUGGGGAAUUCUGGGAAUUGGAAGCCCACCCAUCUUGAAAGUUGUUAAAAUAGAAUAAAAAAUACCAAGCCCUGUAGCUCCGCGGUGCCUUUAAAUAGACAUAGGAAAGAAUCAGAUUGGGAAUCUCACAGCGGGAGGAGAAAAAUCUUU
Pseudonaja textilis is the source of this 1023-nucleotide messenger RNA. The record is from RefSeq and is a predicted model, not a curated record. NCBI's taxonomy places the organism in Eukaryota, Metazoa, Chordata, Lepidosauria, Squamata, Elapidae.